Molecule: messenger RNA, 7843 nt
Organism: Ahaetulla prasina
Lineage: Eukaryota; Metazoa; Chordata; Lepidosauria; Squamata; Colubridae
Gene: DGKH
Product: diacylglycerol kinase eta
Exons: 30
Coding region: 249-3857 (1202 amino acids)
Biological process (GO): intracellular signal transduction; diacylglycerol metabolic process; lipid phosphorylation
Molecular function (GO): protein binding; ATP-dependent diacylglycerol kinase activity
Source: RefSeq, a predicted model, not a curated record
AGAAAAAAAGAGAGACGAGGAGGAGGAGAAAAAAGAGAAAGAGGAGGAAGGAGAAGGAGAGGAGGAGGAGAAGAAAGAGAGGGAGGAGGAAGAAAGAGGAGGAGAAAAAGAGGAGGAGGAGGAGGCGGCAAGAAGCAGGGAGCGGCUGUUACGCCCGUCGGACUCCGCCGCCCUCGCGCGCCUGCCCCGCUUUCCGUGCCCGGGCUGGGUCUCUUGGGCUCGGCCGGCCGGCCGGAGGCGGAGGGAAGAUGGCCGGGGCCGAGGCGGGGCCGAACGCCGCCGGGCUCCGGGAACAGCCGCCGGGGGAUCCCGGGGGCGCCGUGGUGCUUCCAGCCCCCCAUGCCACCCAGGGCGAAGAGUCGUCGGACAGCGAAGGGGAGCCCGAAGGACCGCAGAAACUCAUCCGCAAAGUCUCCACCUCGGGCCAGAUCCGGAGCAAGACCAGUAUAAGGGAAGGUCUGCUCUUGAAACAAACCAGUUCUUUUCAAAGAUGGAAAAGGCGCUACUUUAAACUCCGGGGCCGAACUCUUUACUAUGCCAAGAACUCCAAGUCCUUAAUAUUCGAUGAGGUUGACCUGUCGGAUGCCAGCGUGGCUGAAUCGAGCACCAAAAAUGUCAACAACAGCUUCACGAUAAUCACCCCGUUUCGGAGGUUGAUAUUGUGUGCGGAGAACAGGAAAGAGAUGGAAGACUGGAUUAGUUCGCUCAAGUCUGUCCAGUCCCGAGAACAUUAUGAGGCAGCUCAGUUUAACGUGGAACAUUUCUCAGGGAUGCACAACUGGUAUGCUUGUUCCCACGCCAGGCCCACGUUCUGCAACGUCUGCCGUGAGAGUUUAUCUGGAGUCACUUCCCACGGUUUGUCUUGCGAAGUAUGCAAGUUCAAGGCUCACAAAAGAUGUGCCGUUCGGGCAAUAAAUAAUUGCAAAUGGACAACGUUGACUUCAAUUGGAAGAGAUAUCAUUGAGGAUGAAGAUGGUGUAGCCAUGCCUCAUCAGUGGUUAGAAGGCAAUCUUCCGGUCAGUGCCAAAUGUGCGGUGUGCGACAAAACCUGUGGCAGUGUUCUCCGCCUACAAGAUUGGAAGUGCCUGUGGUGUAAGACAAUGGUGCACACGGCGUGCCGAGACUCGUAUCCGCGCAAGUGUCCCCUCGGGCAGUGCAAAGUCUCAAUUAUUCCACCCACAGCGCUGAACAGCAUAGAUUCGGACGGUUUCUGGAAAGCCACCUGUCCACCCAGCUGUGCCAGUCCUCUCUUGGUUUUUGUGAAUUCGAAGAGCGGAGACAACCAAGGCGUGAAAUUUCUCCGGCGCUUCAAGCAGUCCCUAAACCCAGCUCAGGUUUUCGAUUUAAUGAACGGGGGACCCCACUUAGGUCUACGAUUGUUUCAGAAGUUUGACAAUUUCCGGAUCCUGGUGUGUGGGGGAGAUGGGAGUGUCGGCUGGGUAUUGUCUGAAAUUGAUAAACUCAACCUACACAAACAGUGUCAUUUGGGAGUGUUACCGCUUGGGACAGGAAAUGACCUUGCCCGGGUCCUCGGUUGGGGAGGUUCCUGCGAUGACGACACACAACUGCCUCAAAUUUUAGAAAAAUUAGAACGAGCUAGCACCAAAAUGCUUGACAGGUGGAGCAUCAUGUCGUAUGAACUGAGGAUACCAUCCAAGCAGUGUAUCCUUCCAGUCACUCCUGAAGAAGACUCCGAAGACUGUCAGAUGUCUGCGUAUGAGGAUUCAAUUGCCACACAUCUGACAAAGAUCCUUGAUUCUGAUCAACACUCCGUUGUGAUAUCAUCUGCCAAAAUCUUGUGUGAAACCGUGAAAGGAUUUGUGGCCAAAAUAGGGAAGACGUGCGAAAGACCAGAGGAAAAUACAGAAACGGACGCCAUGGCUAUUAAAUGCUCGGAACUGAACAAGAAGUUAAGCCUCCUGCUACAGGCUCUCCACGCUGAAACCCAGGUUACUCCAAGCCUUCCCCACCUGGCUACGACCCCCAUCGCUGAGGAAGAACCGGACGAGUCAUCGAGCGAAGAAUCUUUGUCGGACGCCAAGGAACUGUUGACCGAGAACAACGCAGCUUCUCCGACACAACAGAUGUUCAAGUCCCGAGAGCAGCUGAUGCUACGGGCCAACAGUUUAAAGAAAGCUCUGAGACAGAUAAUUGAGCAAGCAGAAAAAGUGGUGGAUGAACAGAAUGCACAUAGUGAAGAUCAGAUCAACCAGGUCACGAUGGAGUAUAAUAAGGAAUUAGAGGAAUCCAAGGAAGAAAAAGACGAAGACACCAAAGAAUAUGAAUCUCAUCCGAUCCCAGUCGGUGUUGCCAGCAAGGAAAAUCUUCCAGUCCUGAACACAAGAAUAAUUUGUCCAGGUCUGAGAGCAGGACUUGCUGCCUCUAUUGCAGGAAGCUCCAUUAUCAGCAAAAUGUUACUGGCAAAUAUUGAUCCGUACGGCGCCACCCCUUUUAUUGAUCCUGACCCAGAAUCGCUGGAAGGCUAUUCAGAGAAGUGCGUCAUGAACAAUUAUUUCGGCAUCGGGUUGGAUGCAAAGAUUUCAUUAGAAUUUAACAACAAGCGGGAGGAGCAUCCUGAAAAAUGCAGAAGCAGGACCAAGAACAUGAUGUGGUACGGAGUCCUUGGUACUAAAGAGUUGUUACAACGGACUUACAAAAACUUAGAGCAGAAAGUUCAACUCGAGUGCGAUGGGCAAUAUAUUCCUCUUCCUAGCCUUCAAGGCAUAGCCGUUUUGAACAUCCCAAGCUACGCUGGUGGGACCAAUUUCUGGGGUGGAACCAAAGAAGAUGAUAUCUUCGGGGCGCCAUCAUUCGACGAUAAAAUAUUGGAGGUGGUGGCGGUAUUUGGCAGCAUGCAGAUGGCCGUUUCCCGAGUGAUCAAGCUCCAACAUCAUAGAAUAGCCCAGUGCAGGGCUGUGAAGAUCACCAUACUUGGGGAUGAAGGCGUCCCCGUGCAAGUCGAUGGGGAAGCUUGGAUUCAGCCCCCAGGCAUCAUUAAAAUUGUGCACAAGAACCGGGCGCAGAUGCUAACGCGAGACAGAGCCUUUGAAAGCACGUUAAAAUCCUGGGAAGAUAAACAGAAGUGUGAUUCUUGCAAACCAGGGUUACGGUCCCCGUUGUAUCCUCACCAGGCAGUGGAACUGGCUUCGGAGGAAGAGAUGACGCAGAUCCAGGCUUGUUCUCAGGUGGCGGAAGAGCUCAUCACCAGAAUCUGUGAAGCUGCCAAAACUCAUAGCCUCUUGGAGCAAGAGCUAGCUCAUGCGGUGAAUGCUUGUUCUCAUGCUUUAACCAAAGGCGGACCGAAAUUCCCUGAGAGCCUUACCAGAAAUACCGCGCUGGAAAUAGCUGCCACUGUGAAGGCAUUACAUGAUGAAACGGAAUCCUUGUUAGUUGGAAAGGUCUCCUUGCAAUUGGAAUCCCCUUGCGAGGAGUUGCUGGUGUCGGCGGUGCACAAUCUGGAGACCGAACUGAGAAAGUUGGGCGAAAUUCCUUGGCUCUGCUAUAUUCUGCAGAUGAACGAUGACGAGGAUCCUCCUUUGGAAUACUGUAAAAGAAACAGCCGAAGUACCGUGUUUCGUAUAGUGCCAAAGUUUAAAAAGGAAAAGGUUCAAAAACAGAAGACUAGCACCCAGCCUGUUCAGAAAUGGGGCACGGAUGAAGUCGCUGCUUGGUUGGACCUGCUGAGUUUGGGAGAAUACAAAGAAACCUUCAUCAGCCACGACAUCCGAGGGGCCGAGCUUUUGCACCUGGAGAGGCGAGACCUGAAGGAUUUGGGGAUAACGAAAGUGGGUCAUAUGAAGCGAAUUCUUCAGGGAAUUAAAGAAUUUGGCAGGAGCCCACCGUUACCGGAACUGUAGCUGUGCCCGCGGCUCCGUCGAGGAAGUGCUACUUUACACAACGGUGUAGAAGGACGCGGGUUCCUCCCCGGCGAGUAAAUGCCAGGUUGUGAGAAGAGCAUUAACUCUGAUCGGGGCGAGGUUUGAUGAACGAGUUGAAUGCGAGUAUCCAAAAGGUUUUGUGGGUCUCAAUCAAUCUUUUAAUGACCCGAUAAUCCCUUUGCGGGGUGGACUCUUGGCAACUAUAUGGAGCUGAGUGUUUACUAGCCGGAUGCCCUUCCUGUCGCCAGUGCGGAGUUUUGUCCAGCAGAUAUAUUCUCAUUGUGGCCAGAGAGAGAAAUAUCUGCCUCUACCUAGGAUCGAACUCACAGCCUCCUGAUUGUGAGGUGAGAGCUCCACCUCUAAGCCACCGCAUCAUUCGUUUGUGGGUCUAAAAAAGGCUGUGAAAUAUAUUACAAGAAGUAAUCAAAAUGUCUCCAUUACAGUAAAAAAAACCAACAACCCAAAAAACCCACGUUUCCUGGGUAGCAUGUACGUUAUUUGGACGCUGGUAAUCCACCCAGAUCCAUUCAGUUUCUUUCAAUUUGCAAAUGACAAAUCAUUUUACAAAAUGAGAUCGUUCUGUGUGACAAAUACUCAAAGCCUAACUUUAUCCAGAGCCUCCAGUGUCUUCGUAGACUCGAUCCCAUCCGGAUGUUUCGGGGGUACCUCAAACCAUCAUUCUCUCGGGUUUAUUUCCCCCGCCCUCCUUUCAUUGGCCGAAAAUAACGUCGGAUGCCGUGAACGGACAUGCCAAAACACCCGCCUGUUUGCAUGAUGAUAACUUCUUACACUUGAAGAACUUUUAUAUCUGUUUUAAUAAGGUUUAAUUUAUUACUGGGGGGUUUUUUUUGGGUGUGUGUGGGGGGGGUUGUUAGGGAUUUUAUUAUUUUUCUCGUGAUGGGAUAGAAACACGCUGCAUGUGGUAAACAUGGUCACCGUAUUCUAGCUGUGCAAAACGUCUUCUACUCAGGCUUCAGGUCAUUUCAGAGUAUUUUGAAAAUUGCUAGAACCCGGCAGGUUUAGGAUUUGGUUCCCCCAAGGGAAAAUGAUCUGAACCGUCUCCUCACGGCUGAUAAAAUGAUGCAGCGCUUACUCUCUUCGUUAAAGCAACUCCAAGUUUACCUCGGAUGUCUGAGCUCCAAAAACGUGGAAGCCGAGCGACUCAAAGUGCAUCAGAUUAUAUAUUAUAUAUAUAUAAUUAGUUUAGAGAUGGAUUUAACUCAUCAGAAAUAUUGUUAUCCAACCAUUUUGUUAAUAUGGACUGGAAACUUUGGUGGAAGUUUGGUGGGGCAGAAAAAGAAAUUCCUUUUUCUGAAAAUCAUGCAUCCGCUUCAGAGCCAGGAAACCUCGGAUUCUAGAUAUUGUUGAAGCCAGGAAGAUGAGUAGAGGAAUCCAGAAAAGUUAAGAUGUUAUCUCGAUGGUGGGCUCACUCUGAAUGAACUACAGCUCCCAACAACCACCGCGGUUGUCUCUGGAGAUACUCCAUCAUCCAGGUCAUGGUUUUCCCAAAGGCGUUUUUUCCAAACGUCAACUGGGCUUUCUUGUUGUUUUUUAAUUCCUUUGAAAAAUUUUCGUUUCUCAUCCUAGAAGCUUCUUCAGUUCUCAAAGAAGUGACCAGAAGAAGCUUCUUGGAUGAGAAGUGAAACAGAAGCGAAACCAAGCACCUGAGGGCAGGGCGAGGAGCCAUGGAUGGAAACUAAUCAAGGAAAGAAGCAACCUGGGAUUAAGGAGAAAUUUCCUGACAGUGGGAACAAUUAAUCAGUGGAACAACUUGCCUGCAGAAGUUGUCAAUGCUUUAACACUGGAAGUUUUUAGGAAGAGAUUGGACAACUAUUUGUCUGAAGUGGUGUAGGGUUUCCUUCCUAAGCAGCGGGUUGGACUAGAAGACCUCCAAGGUCCCUUCCAACUCAGUGGUGGGUUUCAAAUUUUUGUACUACUGGUUUUGUGGGCAUGGCUUAGUGUGUGUGGCAUGGCUUGGUGGGCGUAGCAGGGGAAGAUUACUGUAAAAUCUCCAUUCCCACCCCACUCCAGGGGAAGGUUACUGCAACAUCCCCAUUUCCUUCCAAUCAGCUGAGACCUGGGAGGCAGAGGCGGGGCAGUCAGAAUUGGGGGAGGGGCCAGUCAGAUGUGGGCGUGGCCAGUCCGAAUUUUUACUACCGCUUCUCCGAACUACUCAAAAUUUCCGCUACCGGUUCUCUGGAACUGGUUAGAACCUGCUGAAACCCACCUCUGUUCCAACUCCUAUUCUAUUCUGUUCUAUUCUAUUCUAUUCUAUUCUAUUCUAUUCUAUUCUAUUCUAUUCUAUUCUAUUCCUUUCAAAGAAAAAAACCCAAGAAAGUUCAGUUGCCUUUUGGGAAAAGCGCCUGUGGGAUCUCCCCCUUGUGGGCUCUUAAAUUCUUUCCACCAGAUUUUAAACCAUUACAAGCUAACCAAAAUGCAGGGAAGUCUGAAUCAGGACUGAAUUCCAUUUCUCCAAACAGUCAGACCCUAAACUCUAGAUCAAUCGUUUGUUUCCACCAGAUUUGUUCUUUUAACAACCCCAAGGUCCCGCUUCACACAUUAGACUAAGCUUUUGUCCUCUUGGCUAGUGUCAGUUAAAGUCCUCGACUUACGACCGUUCAUUUAGUGACUGUUCGAAGUUACAGCGGAACCAAUUAUUAGGUGGAACUGACUUCCCCAUUGACUUGUUAGCAGGUCACAAAAGGGGACCACAUGACCCUGGGACACUGCAACUGUCAUAAGUACAUGCCAGUUGCCAAGCCUCUGAAUUUUGAUCACAUGACCACAACGGUCGUGGGAAAAAAACGAUCAUAAGUCCCUAAAGGAACUGUUGUAAAACGGGGACUACCUAUACUAAAAUUAUUGAAAGUCACAGAAAUUGACCAUUAGAAUAAGCCUUUCAAAUCUUAACUGCCACUAAAGAGAGCAACAUCUACUCAAGAAGGGGGAUAUGAAAUAUAUUUAAAUGUUUACUUAAGAUUUAAGAUGGCUUAGUGUAUAUGUGCAAACACUUUUCAUGGAAUUGUGUGCAAAGCAAAGCAAAGCAACGCAACAGGGAUUUGGUUUGGAAAGCAAAUUGCUUGUAAACCGACCUCACUUACUGAAACCUUCGUGGAAAGUUUACGUAUUUUCUCAGCGUUUACAUCAAUAUUUGCCCCAGAUUGCAUUGUUACUACACUCAUUUUGAUAUUUUGCCAUACCUAUCACAUUCUUGGCUCACAGAGUUGCAAGUACCGCUCUGCUAUGCACAAUAAUACUUUUUCUUUUUUCUUUUUUUAAAUCCUUGUGGGUUAAAAAAAGGAAAUAACAGAAGGCUGGCAUGCACCGAAAAAAAGGCUAUAAUUAUUUUUCAUUUAGCCAUGAUUACUCGCUCUGUGCUUUUUCUCCUUUCGGAAUAUUAAUAUGCUGUUCUAGGGAAGGGAACAAUGCAUUAGCUAGACUAUCCCGAAUGCAGAAAAUUAGAUUUUUUGAAAAAGAGGGAGACAAAAAGCCACACUCCGUUUUUUAAAAUCCUUGAAAUAGAAUUUUCCCUGCUGCUUCCUUGUGAUUUAAUUUAAACCAUGUUCUACAUUUGCACAAAAAGUUAGUUCUUCUUUUUAACCUUGUUUUCAUAAUCUUUUUUUCUUUUCUUUUUUUCAGUCCAGAAAAUAAAAGGAAAGCCCUUUUAGAAAAAUUGUAUUCAGAGCAUCGAUAUCGCGGUUCCCCCCCCCCCCAAUGCAUACUAAGUCUUGGUUAUUUGAUUCAUAUAGUCCUAAUUUUUUCCCCCUCAAAGGUAGCAAGGGGAUGUUUACAAGAGUUUUUAAAAAGGCCAGAUGCUGGCUACAAUCAAGGACUAGGGGAUCCCAUCUUGAAAUUUAUUUUUGACUUUUUUCUCUGUGGAUACACCUGGAAGGUGAGUUGCCAGUUUAACACAGGUGGUCUUGAAAUUUAUUUUUGACUUUUUUCUCUGUGGAUACACCUGGAAG